Messenger RNA from Fusarium vanettenii 77-13-4, 1050 nucleotides. RefSeq lists its product as uncharacterized. The record is from RefSeq and is a predicted model, not a curated record. Bases 1 to 1050 code for a protein of 349 amino acids. NCBI's taxonomy places the organism in Eukaryota, Fungi, Ascomycota, Sordariomycetes, Hypocreales, Nectriaceae. The transcript is spliced from 5 exons.
AUGCCGCAAUACAAGUUCGUUGCAGUACAGGGUGAUGAUGGAAAACUCUCCAAGGUGUCGAGUUCCACUCGAAGUCAUGCUGUUCGCGCAGGUCUCCGAAAGACCAAACGUCGGCCAAGGAGCAAAGCAACGACAGCAUCCUCUGGUUCUACUGAAUCUCGACAAGAUGUAAUCUGUGGUUUCGGGCUAUCCUUGAAGUCUGUCUGCCCCAGCUGUGUUGAUCCAUUCAACAGCCUCCCAGUUCCUACAAAUCUUCAAGUUGAUCACCUGGUCAAAUACCACGCAGCUGAUCGGUCAAGGGCAUGGUUCCCUUACGCUCUACAAAGCGUACCAAUGAUGCACAGCACUCUUGCCAUGGCCGCAACACAGUGGCGAGCAGAAUGCCCAUCACUGGAGCAAUCUAUCCAAGUCGAAGGUUUACGCCAAAAAGGAGAAGCAAUGCGCGAGAUUGGGAGCCGUUUAGCCCAGGACUGUUCUGGAUACGAUGAUGAAAUGGCCUUUCUCAUGUCCACGAUGGCAACUCUGGCCAUUGUCGAGGUCUCUGAUGGCAGCUUUGAUGCUGCCGAGAUACAUUUAGAAGGGGUGCAGAAUCUCUUCAGCUUGCGAGGUGGCUAUGGCAACCUCAAAGAUUACUUCAUCCUCUGCAAAUCAAUCAACAUUGCCGAUAUACUAGUAGCCACAGCGUUAGGCCAAGGGUUGAUAUUCCCCCUCAUGCAUACAGAUCAACCUCAGCUUCCACCAAUAAUCCUAGAGCAUCCUUUUGACCCUCCGUUGCAUGAUUCAGUACCAGAUGCUUCAGCUUGUUGCUCACGAAUAUUCGCAAAGUUGAGGCAGUUGCUCUUGGCAACUCAGUCUUUGAUGAUCUCAGUUGAUGACCUGCGAACUCUGCUCAACAUUGUGGAUGAAUCGAUUCUGCGUCAUCUCUACCAAAACCCCGUCGAUCAGUCCGAUACUAGUAGACGAUCCCGUGCGCUCGUCUUGGCUGCUCAGAUCUUCAUCCUUCAUUGGGCUGCUAGGACAAGGGUGUCAGGAAGGGCAGUGGUUCCUUGA